Messenger RNA from Dioscorea cayenensis subsp. rotundata (Guinea yam), 2300 nucleotides. RefSeq names its product putative disease resistance protein At1g50180. The record is from RefSeq and is a predicted model, not a curated record. Gene Ontology annotation, molecular function: ADP binding. The transcript has 5 exons. Lineage: Eukaryota; Viridiplantae; Streptophyta; Magnoliopsida; Dioscoreales; Dioscoreaceae. The coding region runs from base 1071 to 2300 and encodes 409 amino acids. Gene Ontology annotation, biological process: defense response to other organism.
UAAAAGUCAUCAAAACCCCCAUUAAAAAAACAACCUAUAUAUAAAUAUCCUUGCAUCAAGCAGAAUCAAUACAUCACCAGCAACAAACAGAGAACACAAAACUAAACAAUCAGAACAACUGAAAAAAACACAUAAAAGAAAAGAUAAAUCAAAAUACAUGAUAAAGAGAAACAGAAAAAGGGUAAACCUUAAGGGUGCCUUUGCAGUGAUGACAUCUGAUUUGAAGCAAGCCCUGUGAUAGGCCUUGUUAUUAGCAGUCAACUGUUCAACAGGGUAUACAGUCUUCUCAAAAGCCUUGCACACUGGCUGAGGCGAGUCCUUUGCCCAUCAGCGUCUGGCGUCCCGCCCGCCAUCACCCGUCAGCGAUUGGUGACUCGAUGGAGAUUCACAACCAUCAACCAUGGUCCAUGGCCCAAGGGGCUGAACUAUAAGUCUAUAAUUCCUUGAGAUCGAGGGGGGGCCUUCCCUCUAGGGCAAGCUCCAACCAAAGCCAACCUCACAACAGCUUUUCCGGAGCCAAGGGGGGGCUGAAGCCCCCGCUCGCCCCCCCUUGGUUCCGCCACUGGUGAAGCCACGGCCGGCGCUGACGACGGCAUCCCUCACGGGAUUCUUCUCGAUCGAUGCUUCCCAAUCCCAUCACCGAUCCCUUGAGCUUCCCAUCACCGACAAGCUCGAAGCCAUUCGCGAAGAGAACGCCGAGCUCCGCAGAACGACUUCGCCAAACUCCUCUCCAAAAUCGCCAUCACUGGAGAAACUGAAGAAGCUGAUGGCCGCCCAAACGGGAACGAGGGACGACAAGAUCCGCAUCCAGAAGUGGUACAACAUCUACAAGGACCAUAUCACUCUCAAGGACUACGAGAUUCACGACGGCAUCGGCCUCGAGCUCUACUACAAUUGAUCCAUCAUCUCAAUCUAGAAGAUCAAAUAUGGUGUGGUGAGCAUGCAAGAUUUAGCUUGGGAUGUGUUGACUUGGGAAAAGUUUUACCUGAGUGGCCGCUUGCAAAAACCUGUACUUUGAGUGAAUCAAGAGAGGGACAGUGUGAGAGAGCAGUGGAGAGUGUGAGAGGGAGAUGGCUGAAUCCGCUGUUUCACAGGUGGUAACCAGGCUUGCCGGGCUCUUGUCUCAAGAAUUCUGGUUGUUGUAUGGAUUGCGUGAUGAGGUGGAGUGGAUGGAAAGAGAGCUCCGUUGGAUUAAAUGCUUUCUCAAGGACGCUGAUGCAAAAGGAAAGAGAGAUGAAAGGGUGAAGAACUGGGUGAAUGAAGUAAUACAAGUUGCUUACCUAGCUGAAGACGCCAUUGAUACUUUCCUCAUUAAGGUGAAUCAUCAGUCCAAUGGUUGGCUGAGUCACAUCAAAUACAGGUUUAAACCAAGCGCGUUGAUAGCAAGGCAUAAUGUUGGUGUGGAGAUUGGUAAGAUAAAAGAAAGGCUUAAUGAGAUCAAGGCAAGCAGAGAAGCUUAUGGGAUUCAAAACUUGAGUCAGUAUGGAGAUGCUUCCAACUUAAUAUCCAUAAUAAGGAGAAGCCAUUUCUCAUAUCAAUAUUCUGAUGAUGCUGAUGUAAUCAGGCUUUUUAAUGAUCACAAGAUCCUACUGGGACGACUAAUGGAUCAACAACAACAAAGGCUUUGUGUCAUUAGCAUAUUUGGCAUUGGUGGUCUUGGCAAAACCACCCUUGCACGGAAACUCUACUGUGAUAAUGCUGUUAACAAUCAUUUCCACAAGCGCAUUUGGGUAACAGUCUCUCAAGAAAAUAGUUUAAUAGGGCUUCUCAGAAAGAUGCUUGAAGAAGUUCGGAAGAUUGAAAAGGAGAAGUUGGAGAAAAUGACAGAAAAUGAUUUGAUAGACAUGCUUAAUGACUCACUAAGAACAGGAAGGUUUCUUAUUGUAUUGGAUGAUAUUUGGCUAGAGGAUGUAUGGAAUCAGAUGCAAAGAAGUUUUCUGGAUGUGAACAAUGGAAGUAGGGUCUUGAUCACCACUCGGUUUCUUAAUGUUGCAAAGGGAGCAGAUCCAAGAAGCACUCCGUACCAACUUCCGCUUUUGAUUGAUGAUGAGAGUAUGAAGCUUCUUCUCAAGAAGGCCUUUCCUCAUGAAGAUGUUGAGGCAAAUUUCACCAAUGAAUUGCUUGAUAUCGGCCUUCGUCUCAUGCACAAAUGCGGUGGCCUACCUCUGGCUUUAGUUGUUCUUGGAGGUCUCCCUAUCUAUAAAAAGACAAAACACACUGUUGUGUGGCGAAGAGUGUUGGAGACGAUGGAUUGGGCGAGAAGGAAGACAAUGCCAAGAAAUACUUGCUUUGAGCUAUGA